AUGUCUACUGAGGUCAGCUCCUCAUUGCUUCUGCCCCUACUUCUCAUCAUAUCCCUCAGCCCUUCCGUGUUCUCGGCAGAUCUACCUACUUGCCCAGCCGAGACAUCUGGAGGUACUAAGUAUACUAAAACCUGGUCGAUGGGAGCUUGCACACCAACGACCUAUGCUGAUCCACCCAAGCCAACAACAUGCUCUGGCAAGGCCAUCACUACGGCAAAGGCUACUGCCUGCCAUUGUCCAGAUGACAGUCUCUGGGUCUUACUCUCUGGCCUAGCUACAACUAUAGCGGAUUACCAAUGCAAAGGGUACGACGGUACGCAGGAAAAGGAUCUGCUGCAGGCGACCUAUUCUUGCUCUACGCCACCUAAAACUACUUGCACGUAUGCAUCGGUUUCGAACUCAGAAGGCCCCGGUGGCCGGAUGGUCUUGAGUCCCACAUACCCCAGCACGUGUACUUCGGCAUCAAUCACCUUCUCGUCAGCGACAAAAUUAGCCACGGGUCAGAUUCUGAUCGAACCAACAGGCGGAAUCGAAUGGUCUGCCGCCAAAGAGGGGUGGAAGUUCGCAGCUGGAGAUGGCGACAAAAUUGUCAGCAUGAAUGGCGAAAAUGUACCCAACACCAGCGGACAGCAGGCGCCACCAGUCGAAAAAUUUGAAAAACAAGAUGAUGGUACUUGGAAAAUGACGGCGGUGGAUGGCGUGAUAACUCGUGGAGUCUUCGCACACACCUCGAGCGAUAAGGCGGGUGGUCCCUACGACUUCUCCGUCACGGCCGUCAUCCCCUGCGACAAACCAGCCACCGAGGAGUGCAACAUUACAUCCUUCGCGAUUACCGCCGAUCAGUGGAAAGCCUUCGACGUGGACGACUUCAUGGAUGCGCAAGCAAAAAACUAUACAGCCAUCAAAAACACCGAUGAGGGGAAGGAUGGAUGGUUUACUUGGUUUAAAAACACCUAUCUCGGCGACAGUUUCGAGUCCCAAUGCUCUCUCGACCAGGUUGGAUCUUGUAUCGUAGACAAACCGUGCAAAGAUACAAAGACCGUCGUAUGGCGGCGACAAGCGUACCUCACGUUCGCCGCGCUUGUGAGCUUGAGCCGCUAUCUCGCCUUUACCUACCAGGCUUACGACAAAGCCGACGAUAUGCUGCAAGACGCCAUCCCGGAGUGGAAUGCGCAUUUCAACCUGCCGGAGGCGGAGCAGACAUGGAAGAACAUCGUCCAAGCUGCGGCAUCGAUGGUAGGAAUGCUUUCGGUCAUCGGCUUCGCCGUCGCGCCCUUCCUCGCCGAGACGCCCGCGCUCUGGGUCGGCUUCAUCGGCGGCGCCGUCCUCUUCGGCAUGUCCUCCAUCCUUAACGGCGCCGUGUCCUUCGCCAACAUAGAAGGCGUGGCCGCGACCGAAGUCGAAUUCGAAGGGUACGCGCACGCCAUGACGUCCAUGAGCCAAUUCAUCAAUAUCUCGCAACAGCACCUGAUCGACCAGAACAACGAGUAUUUCGACCACGGCACCAACCUCUCGGCCAUCUUCAAGCAAGGUGCCCUCGUUGGCGACAACCUCAUCAACAAAGUCGUCGAUAGCACCGACUCCGGCUUCGUCUCCACCGCCGCUUCCUGGUUCGCGCGCUACACACUCUACAAACUUGUCAACUCGGCCUGGGACGAAGGCGGGAAUUACAUCGUCUUCGUGCCCUACGGCCCGGUCAAGUGGUUCGACAAUAAAGAAAAAAACGAUUUCUCGUCAAAAGACUGCAAGGACCUGCAAUCCUACGCGCACUUCAACGACGUCAUCGAAUCUUACUGCGAUUACGACGACGGCCUCAACAAGGGCAUGGCAGCGUUCAUGUACCCCCAAAUGGGCGCCCAGGCCUUCGACACCUUCAACGAGAAAAGCUACUAUGAAGGUAAGGAUAGCGAUGGCAACAUAUACGUCAUCUACGGCCGUAAAUGGACCCCCGUCGACGUCUUCCAGUCCUCCCUCUCCUCCUACUUCGGCAACGGCUUCAAAUACAACGCGUCCACCCAAGACAUCGGUGAUGCUAUCACCAAGGGCGAUCUCGAGCCCCUCAAGCUGUGGACAACCCUCAACCCUUGGGAUGCGGGCGUUUUCAAUCUUGCCGUCUGUGUCAUGCGCGAUAUGACGUAUUUUCCCGGGUGCGAGAAGACGCAGUAUUCGGGGGAGGCGAUUCAGUUGAGUAAGUGUUGGACGGCGCCGAGUAUUUGUAAGACGAAUGUUGCGAAUUGGACGGGGGCGCAUGGGGAGGGCGUGCAGUAUUUUCGGGAUUGGGCCAAUCCGGAUAUUAUUAAGAGUUAUGAUUAUGUGAGGUAUUGGGCUUCUACGCAGCCCCCGAAGGAUUGA
Molecule: messenger RNA, 2352 nt
Organism: Bacidia gigantensis
Lineage: Eukaryota; Fungi; Ascomycota; Lecanoromycetes; Lecanorales; Ramalinaceae
Exons: 2
Coding region: 1-2352 (783 amino acids)
Source: RefSeq, a predicted model, not a curated record